AUGCGCUCCUUCCUGCAGGCUUGAUUCCACUCCUCACAGUACUACUCCAUUUUACCCUGCAAACGCCGGUCUCAGGACAAAGACGAAUCGUUUUUAGCUUGUGGACAUAAUCAAAGCUCAAAAAUCAUUGGAAAUUUUCGAAAAUCGAAAUCUUGAACUUCCUGGGCACCAACUCAUGGCUGUAUUUUGCUGGCACAGAAAUAUCUCUGGCAGUCUCAUAUGUAGGUAAAACUGGACUUGUGUUAUGGAUAAUGCUGAACAAAGCCCCCGGCCCCCAUCUAAGGGUAUUUUUGAUACAGCUAGCUUGCUAGCUCCUUCUUCUACAAUAUUCAGCUCUCAGUCUCCGACUCCUGUUCAGUCUCCUUUACCUCAUUUAGCUCAUUCUCCAAGUGCUUUCUCAGUCCUGGGAAGAAAUGCAGUUCUCAUACCUCCACCUUCUUCAAACUCUGACAGUACCUCACCAUCAGGCAGUAGUAAAAUUUGCUCGCCCAUCAUGCAUCACUCAGCUUCUGAUGCUCUCUCAUCUCUUGCAUCUUCUUCAGUCCUCAAUUGCGAUACAGGUCCAUGCAGCUGGUGGUCAGCUGCAUCUCCUAUAGGAAACAGUUCCGAAUUUCCUGGUUGUGGAGUUCCACCUAUAACAGAUCCAUUUGUAAGACCAGGGCUGUGUAGGAAUUCUCCUGUGGCACCUGCUCAUCUUUCAGUGCAACAACCACGAAGAAUUGUAGAAGAAGUAUUAGGCCAUCUUUAUGCCAAACCACCAUCUGCAGAAUCAAAGAAUGACUCACAAACCUCAGGUAUUCCAAGUCCUCAGACACUUUGUAAAACAAGUAUAUUACCUAAUAUAGUUGGAGUUUCUCCUAAAAAACUUACAAAAACAAAAUCAUCAGAUAAAGAAUCCAAUCAUGCAAAAAGUGAAAAAUGCAAAUCAUCAAAUAAUUUGUCCUCGCCAGUAUCAGGGAUUUCCACUGUCUCAGGGAAUCAGUCAACAAAAUCUUCCUCAAAGAAAUCUUCAGAACCUGUGACUGAACAAAUUGCUAGGUUGUUAUCUACUACGGAGAAACCUAAACGGAAAAACAAACCAAAGGCCUGUAAACCUGAUUCAGCCAAAAAUGGAAAAAGCACUAAAACAGAGAAGAAACAGACAAAGCAACCGAAAGAGAAAAAAGGCAAAAAAUCCAGCUCUGAGAGCGAUGGUCACGUGGAAUCUAGUAGUAGCACCACAAGCCCUGAGAGUGCUGGGGCUGUAAGUUCCAGUUCUAGUGACUCUAGUGAUGAUGAAGAACGCGAAAAACAACAGAAGCAGCUUGCUAGGCUGAAGAGACAACAACAAGAACUUCGACGGAAAGUUCAAGAAUUAAAACAAGCUUCUCAUGAAAGUGUGCAUCAGAAGUCUGAAGCACAUACAAAGAAAAGUCCUACAAAUUCCAAGAAUUCACUGCCUUCAAGUGGGGGUCUUAACCACACUUUGAAACCAGUUCCUAGUCCUGCUCAUUCUUCCCCUUUGAUGCCAGUACCAUCUAAAACUAUGUCUCCUGAGGCAAAAUCAAGUAUAUGUGAUCUUACCGUAGAUGAAGAGCAAAAUCUCUCAUUUCCGCUGGACUUGUGUAUGAAAAAACAAGAACCUACAUUCGAAGUUACAACCUCUAUGACUUCUUCAUAUAUACCAACUCCAACCACAGCCAUGGCAAAAAAGAAAACAUUUCAGAUGGCGGGUAGCAAUGUUUCUGGUGCUAAUAAUAAUAGUAGUAACAAAUUAUCUGCUGUCCCAAAGAAACGUGGUCGCAAGCCUAAAGCAGUUCCAAUGCCUGGAAAUCCUCCAGCAGCACACUCAGAAAAGGUGCGCCAGAUAAAAAGAAACUCCAUAAAAGACAUCUCAAGUUUAUUAAUGCCUCCAAAAAUGGACUUAUUGCCAGGUCAUGCUACAAAUACUUCAUUACUUAAAUCAUCUAAUCCUGGUUCUUGUCCAAAAGUGCAUGCCCCCAACACUCUGGGAGCUCCAAAUGACAUUUUACCACAUUCUAGGAAAAAUUUCACUCUGGACUGUUUGUUGAGUGAAACAAAUGGUAACUUACACUUCCCAGAAAAUGAACCCACUAUGUUUCCUACUUCAUCUGUUGGUGUUAAUAAAAUUUUCAAACAUAAAGAACGUCAAAGAAAUAAUAGUAAUAAAGUUAAAAAGUUUGAAGAAAAAAUCAAGGAACCUGAAUCUCCAUUACGUCCAGAAACUUCAUCCCCAUCAGACUCUGAUCCAGAUGAUGAUAACUCAGAUAGUGAUGAUACAGAGCAUUCACAUCCCGAAAGUAUAACAGAUAGUACUUCAACCUCAGGCCAUAAGCGAAAGCAUUCCUUUGAUGAAGAUAGCGAAGAUUACCGAAAUAAAAAGAAGCGUGUUGUUCCUGAUGAAAGAGAAGUUCAAAUUCCUUUGGAACAUGGAUGGCGUCGGGAGACUCGAAUCAGGUGCUUCAGCAGAUCAGGGGUCAGAGGAGAAGUGGCUUAUUAUACUCCUUGUGGUAAAAAGCUUCGAAGUUAUCCUGAGGUUGUAAGGUAUCUUGUAAAAAAUGGAAUUACAGAUAUUUCAAGAGACAACUUCACUUUUAGUACGAAAGUUAAUGUUGGAGAAUUUCUGGAGUGCAUUUCAUCUGGUGCAGGACAGGACUAUGUCUUACUGAGCGAAAAUGAAGUUCUUGCUAGAAUAGAAGAAGCCCGUGCUCGUAAAGGUCGGUUAGGUGUUCAGAACCGUAAAUCAUCAGCUCAACAUCGAGCUAUGGAAGAAGAAGAGCAACAGCGUCAAUGGGAACAAAAACAGAUGCAACAUCAUUUGGAGCAGCAAGCACGAUCACGAGAAGCUCAGGAGUCGAAGUUGCUGAGGCAGGCUCAGAGAGAACAAGCCUUAAUGGCUGCUAGAGAGGAAAAACGUUUAAGAGCUGAAGAAAGUCGUAAACAGAAAGAACAACAACGUAUAAUGAAGCAGCAAGAAAAAUUUGAAAGAAUGGAGCAGCUGCGAAUUGAGAGAGAAAUACGUGCUCAACAGAUGCUUGAAGAUCAAGAGAUGAAGCGUCAACAAGCAGUUUUUCUUAGAGAACAGGAAAUGCAGAAACGUAGGGAAAUGCUGCUAAUGGUUGAUUUGGAAAGGGAACGUCGUAGACAACACAUGAUUUUAGUGAGAGCCCUAGAAAAUAGGAAAAAGCAGGAGGAACGAGAAAGAAAGAGGGAAGAAAUCUUAUUUGAAAAACGAAUAAACCGAGAAAAGAAAUUGGAACAAAGACGAAUAGAAUUAGAUUACUUGAGAGAGCUGAAAAAGCCUGUAGAUGAUAUGAUGCUUAAAGAUCUAAUGCCAUUGCCAACUUUAAAUAGAAUUCCAGGCGUAAAGUUGUGUGGUAAAGCUUUCGCUGACACUCUUAUGGUGUUUGAGUUCCUUCAUAAUUUUGGAGAAACUUUAGGAUUUGAUGUGGACAGUUUGCCAACAUUGAAUACUCUUCAGACUGCAUUAUUAAAUCUGGAUGAAAAGUGUGAAGACGAGUUACUAUCCAUUGUGCACCAUCUUCUUGUAUGUGCUAUUGAUGACCCUGGCAUACAGCAUUGCCCUGAGGCUGCUACUGUAUUGGGGCAAAACCUGAAGGAUGCAGAUAUCACCAACAGUAAUGUGUCCGAAGUUCUUAGAUUAUACUUUAUUGCUCAAGAUAAAAGAAGUCCUAUGUUGGAAUGGCUUCAAACAAAACCUUUCUUAUCUCUGAAUGCAACACAGAAAGCAGAAGUAAUUGCAUUCCUCUGUGAUGAAUUACUUACAAGUCGGUUGCUUACAAGACAAAUAGAUAGUAAUAUAGAAAAUGUGAAUGUUUUAAGGAAAGACAAAUGGCUUGUAGAGGGCGAUUUGCGUAGAUAUCGAUCUAUUCAGCAACGAAGGGCUUUAAAGGCGAGGCUCAGUGCAAUGGAAGAAAACCGUGAUAAUCCCAAUUGUGCAAAUAUGUUAUCUGCAGAUAUACCAGAUUUUAGUUUAACUGAGUCAAAGGAGAAUACAGCUGGAAAUGAGGAUUCAGAGGCAAAAGAAGCAGCUAAAUCUGAUAAGGAGAAGUUAGAGGAGAUGGAAAAUGAAUUAGCUAAUGAAAGUGGAAAUGAGAGUGAUGACACUCAAGCUCCUGGUCAGAUAUCUGAUGGUGAAGAUGAAGAUUUACAUUUAUCUAAUGAUGAAAUUAAUAAGAAGAUUGAAAAAUUAACCAAGCAAUUGACAUUAUGCUCCAACAAAUUAACUAAAGCCUUCUAUACCAUACGCGGUGCUACUUUCGGUAUGGACAGGUAUCAUAGACGUUACUGGGUUCUGCCCAAAGCAGGUGGUGUAUAUGUUGAAUCAAUGGAAUCUUCACUCAGACCGGAGGAGCAAGCUAAAGUUCUAGCUGAAGCAAAGGAGCCACCUGUUAAAAAAGAGGAGGAUACUGAUUCUGUGAAAGAUGAAUCUAUUGUUAAAGAAAAAUGUGCUGAAGAGAAACAAGACUCAAGUUCAGAGAAAACGGAUAUGGUUGAUGAUAAAGAUGUUGAUUCUAAGAUGGACACUUCAGUUGAUGAAAAAGCUGUUAAUGAACUAGAUGAGUCCAAAGAUGUGAAACCUGUAAUUGAAGAGAAAGAAGAACUUUGCAAAGUGAAAGUGAAAUUAGAAGAAAAUGAUGAUUUGGAACCUGAUAAAGAAUGUGAAAUGCCUGAAGUAGACAAAUGUUCCAUCAAAAAGGAGGAAGAUAUUGAAAUGGAGGAAAUAAUCCAAAUUGCACCAGAACCAGAAAAUGCUGCUCCUGAAAAAAGUGCUACAAUUGAUUUGAAAGAGGAAAUGGAUGAUGAUUCAAUAAUUAUAAUUAAUUCAGAGUCUAAAGAUAAUGUAGUUGACAACAAUAAUUUGAAAUCUGCUCAAGAUGAAGAAAUUAAAAUUAAUCCUUCUAAAGAAACUGAAGGAAAAAGCACUCCUGAAAUUCUGCCUAGCCCUAUCAAAAGGACUUGGACGCCAGAUAAAAAACCUAGCAAUGAUAGUGACAAUACAUUAAAUUUGAAAAAGGAAAAAGAGAUUAAAGUAAAGAAAGAAGAGAAAAAAGAAAGUCGUCAUAAGGAAAAUGAAAAUAAAUUUAUAGAUAAAAUGAUAGAUAUGAAAGAAGAAAAGAAACCAGUGAACAUUUUUAUGCCAAACUUAUGUGAUAAUAGCAUUAAUUUAGAUCUUGGUGCUCCUAAGCUGCAUGGCACUUCAGAAAGGCAGCACGCUCCCAACCCGUCCAUUCCUCCCGAUCAGAAUUGGCUCUUCAAUUCUCCUCUCUUUGCUUCCAUUCUUGCGGGGAACAUGCUCUUUAAUGGUCCCUUGAUGCCCCAAAGGGACAUGAAUGGCACAUAUUUCAACCUUCCUAAAAAUGAUUCAAAUAAUCCUUUUGGACCAUUCCUCGGACUUCAACCUGGUAUGCUGUCAGCUGAACAAAUAUUUAAAUCUCUUGGUGAAAAGCCUAGCAACCAAAAACCUUGGUUUAGCAUCCUCCCAAGAAUGCCUUGUGAUGAAAGUUUAUUGAAUUCACCACAAGGAUCAAGAAACUCAGCCAUUCAUUCACCAGCUAAUAUUUGUUCUCCAGAUGUAAGAUCCAAUUCUCGAGUGGCACAUUCCUCUCCAACAGCCAAUCCUGCUCCGCCUCCAGGACAUGUUGCAUCUGCUCUGUCCAAUCUACAGAUGGAGUUAAUGAAUGGAGUUGUACCUCCUGGAUUCUUCCUCCAUCCAUUCCUCCCACCACAGUUUGGUCCUACUUACCAAUCCACACCCCCUUCUACAUGUGCAUCUCAUCACUCAUCUUUUACAUCAACUGUGUCUCAUUCUUCGCCCAUGCCAGAUUUCAAUUUGAACUUCAAUCGACCACCUCCAGCAUCAACACCCAAUUCAAUACCAACACCAAGUGCCACUCCAGGACCUACCUCUCAUGGCUGUGCCACACCUACCUCACGAGAUACUCCUUCACCUUGUUUUACAAAGCGUCUCUUGAUGGAAAAGAUGACUCAGGAAUAUGAAGCUCCACAACCUAUCCCCCCUGAAUUGCAGAGAGGUUGGUGGCGUAUCACAGAUCCAAACCAAUUGAAAUUAGUAAUUAGUGCUCUUCAUCAUCGUGGAAUCAGGGAAAAGAUGUUUCAAAAGCAACUUCAGAAACAUUUCACUUUUGCUUGUGCAUCAUGCACUCAAGGACAGGGUAGAGAUACUGACUUAGAAAUAACAGAUAUGGAUAAGGAAAUAUCAAAAUGUGCUGGAGGUGCUCCAGAUCCAGAUCCUGAAGAUUUCUGGUAUAAAGAUAUAGCUUUGAGAGUUGACAUGGGAAUAUUAGAACAGGUUGAAAACCUAGAGGAAAAAGUAGAUGGAUCCAGUAUGCAAGUGAAGUGUUGGAAACCUCCUCCAAAACUAUCUACUGAACAACCUUCAAAAUUCGUACCAUCAUGUGAACAGUAUGUUCAUCGUACAGCAGAUGAAAUAUACGACGCAAUUAAAGAAAAACAGCUGCGUAAAAACGCCAAGAAAAGUUCUUCUAGAAAAAAGAAACCUGUAAAGAAAGAGCAAGAACCUGAACCUUCCGAGGUAGACCCUGAAAAGAAACCUGAAGAAGAAGGUAGCGAAAUGAUAGUUGAUACUGAAGCUGCUGAACCUUCUGAACCUGUCACAGAGGAUUUAGAUAAAUCAACAGUGGAGGAUUCUUCUAAAAUUGAAAGUGAUAUAAUAGCUUUGCCAAAUGGGAAGUUAAAUCCUGUUGAAGAGGCUAAAAAGCGGUUACUGAAAGUUGAAGCAUCCAUAGAAAGACGAUAUUUAAGACCUCCUUUAGGCACUAGAUCAACAAUAUCUAGUGGUGGAGCACCAAGCAACCCUGUGCCAACUGACACAUCUGAAGAAGAAAAUAUUCCUGUAGGACUUGUAAAAUGGAGGAAUGCGGUUGAAAAUUGUCGAACAGCAGCUCAGUUAUCAAUGUGUUUGAAUUUUCUUGAGACUUGUACAGCAUGGGAUAAAUCAAUAAUGCGAGCUAGCUGUCAGUUUUGUCAUAGUGGAGAUAAUGAAGAAAAACUCUUGCUAUGUGAUGGUUGUGACAAGGGAUAUCAUACAUAUUGUUUUAAGCCUGUCAUGGAAACAAUACCAGAAGGUGAUUGGUAUUGCUUUGAAUGUUUGAAUAAGGCUACUGGUGAUAAUGUUUGUGUUAUUUGUGGAACUAAAGGCAAAUUGAUUGAAUGCGAAACAUGUCCCAAGACCUUUCAUCUCAACUGUUUAGAACCCCCAUUAGCAAAGAUGCCAAAAGGAAAGUGGUAUUGCUCUGGCUGCAAUUUAACAAGGCCAAAGAAAUCCAAAAAGAGUAAUGCCAAUAAAGAAAAAGAAACUCCCAAGGAAAAGGAAACAAAGGAAACUGCAGAAAAAACUCCCAAAAAAGCAGAAUCUACUUCAACAUCCAAAUCGAAAAGUUCAGAAAAGAAGAAAAAGGAAGAAAAAAAGAAAGAACCUGAACCUGUAGGAAAUGUUGAUUUAGCUCCAUGCAGCACAAUUCUGGAAGAAAUGCAGAAACAUGAAGAUGCAUGGCCCUUUUUAACUCCUGUUAACACUAAACAGUUCCCAACAUACCGCAAAGUCAUUAAAAAGCCUAUGGACAUGCAAACGAUGAAGAACAAACUUGAAGCUGGACAGUAUAAGUGCCGAGAAGAUUUUGCUAAUGAUGCCCGUCUGAUAUUCGACAACUGUGAAACUUUCAAUGAAGAUGAGUCCCCCGUUGGCCAAGCCGGUCACUCAAUGCGGGCCUUCUUCGAAAGCCGAUGGUCUGAGUUGUGUAGCACAUGAUAGUCCUUUCUGAAUCCAACAUGUGCUGGAAAAUCAAGGGAACUGAGUGCUGCCCUGAUCACGUCAAAAGUGCCUGUAAAGAACACUGCAAGUGGAUGCACAUCUGUAAACUCAUUGUAUUCUCAUUUUUAUAUCAAGUCGCACAAACACUAGAUGUGUUUUAAGGCAUUGUAAAUGGUUGGUAUCAUCGACUCACCUUUUCAUCACUUAAUUUAUACUUAUUUAAAAUCGAUCUGUGUAUUUCCCCUCCAGACCUUCACACAGUGUGUUAUUGUCCAUUUGUUUUUUGUAUUUUUUAGAACAAUUGUGUAACUAUUUUUUCACUGUUUGUAAACUUGUUAUACUUAUUAUUAUUAUUUUUAGAGUGGAACACUGAGCCCAAGCAGAGUGUGAUUUUCCACUCUUCCCGACCUUAAGUUAUGUGGGUUAAAUUAAACAUUGCUCAAAAUGUCUUUGAUUAUUGAUCUUUCAGAACUUCCCUGGCGAAUGUGAUUCGUUUCGGGUUCAUUUUUGUGUGUCCAAAAAUAAAAAAAGAAAUGUUCAUUUGUAUGUUUUUUAAGAAGUUCUAUGUGUCCAAUACUCUCCAUAGUGUAAUUUCAGGGAAACUGUUUGGUCUUUCUAUAACUAAGCACUACAUGAAUACUCAGAGUGAAAUUUAAUCUGUUUUGAGCACACUCAAAGCAAGGCUUCAGAACUUAGUUACUCAACGCAUAUGAAUCAAAUAAAAUGAAUUUUUUUGUUCCAGAGUAUGGUUGAUUCACUCUCCUGGCUGAAUGAUGCUGGACCCGUAAAAUAUCCUCAGUGUAAAAAUGAAAAUUAAAGCUAUUUCUUGAAUUUGUACUGUAGCAUUUGUACAUUACUAUUGACCCAUAACUUGAACCACAACUAUCGAACAUGUUUUUUGCCAUGUGAAUUCCCCGGUGAUGUAAUUGAUUGCAUUAAAUAUUGAUUUAUAUAAGAAGUGCAUGCUUAUUGAAAAACAUCUCGUGAGAAAUUAUUCAAUCCAAUAUUUAAUUGGAAACUUGUAUAAUCUGUUAAUUUUUAAAAAUGUGUGUAUUUUGUAAGCCUAUAUGUGCAUAGAAUUAUUAAAAAAAAAUAAAAAAAAACUUUUCAAGCUAUAAUAAUUUUUACUUUUAAAUCUUUUAGUUGCAACCUUUAAAUUUUUAGACUUUUUGCUCUUAUGAUGUAUAUAUGACUGUUAAAAACGUAUUUGUAACUCAGGAAAAGAUUUUAGAAUUGCGAAGUUAUUGAAUUUUGUUUCCCCGCUUUUAAAUGGGCCGUUUCUCGCACUUUGUCUCUCAUGUGUUAUUUUUAUACUGCCAUACAUAUACCUUGCUUAGUGUUUCUUGUCUGAAUAUCUAAAAGGUAUAUCCCUUACUAGUGGAACAUCUUAACUUAAUUGCAUCCACAAGCAGAAUAAUUUGUGUACCAUUAACAAAAUAUUCGCUUGCAGAUACGAAUAGGUUGAAUGGUGUUGACAUUAGUAGACCAUGAGAUUAUUUACCUGCUUAAAAAUCGGUCUUUCAUUUUGUUCGUUAUCAAAAGUGCAUUUUUUAUCAUUUCUUGAAUCAUUUAUAGCAAUAAGCUUCUAUCUGUUAUUAUAUGUUAUUGACUUAACAUAACUUAUUUAAAUAUUUUUAAAUGCUCCUAGAUAAUGAAGUGUUCUAUUGUUUAACGUCAAUUCCGAUUCCUUUCGAGACUUGUAGCAAAUGUCAGAGCAUUCUGUGUUUUAUGUGACAUGCAAUAAUUGCAUUUUAUGUGCACUCACCUAGUGAGUUUCGAUUCGUUGUGGCUUUCUACGUCUGCUUGUUUAGUAUGUACACCUUGGCUUAAAGCCAGUUAGUUUUAAAAGUAAGCCAUGUUUUAUAUUUUGAAGUCCAUGUACAAAGUACCUUGUAUCAGUGUGUUGAUGGAAACAAAUUUUGGGUAAUGCUAUUCCACUCAUCCAUAAGAGACAAACUUCUGCACCAGACAGUGUCUUCAAAGAUGAACUAUACCUCUAAAACAUAACCCGGGACGGCUCUUCUCACUUAAUCUAUGUUGUUAAGUGAUUAGUUUUUAGGUUGUGACAUCAGAAAAAAAAAAUAAUCGCCAGAAUUUGUCUCAAUAGUUAUUGUAUAAUUUGUAUAAGAUAAUAAAACAUAAAAUUCCUUUGGCUCAGUGAA
Molecule: messenger RNA, 9978 nt
Organism: Argiope bruennichi
Lineage: Eukaryota; Metazoa; Arthropoda; Arachnida; Araneae; Araneidae
Product: bromodomain adjacent to zinc finger domain protein 2B-like
Exons: 42
Coding region: 245-7813 (2522 amino acids)
Molecular function (GO): protein binding; DNA binding
Source: RefSeq, a predicted model, not a curated record